This is a messenger RNA of Gallus gallus (chicken), 2382 nucleotides long. It is a transcript of the gene SDE2, whose product is annotated as SDE2 telomere maintenance homolog. The record is from RefSeq and is a predicted model, not a curated record. Lineage: Eukaryota; Metazoa; Chordata; Aves; Galliformes; Phasianidae. The transcript is spliced from 7 exons. Gene Ontology annotation, cellular component: nucleus. The coding region runs from base 18 to 1349 and encodes 443 amino acids.
GGCGGGGGCGAGCCAAGAUGGCGCUGCUGGUGCGGGAGCCGCUGUGCUCGCGGGCGCGGCUGCGGGCGCUGCCCCCCGGCGGCGGCUCGGUGCGCGGCCUGCUGCGGGACUGCGCUCGGGAGCUGGUGAGUGGCGGCGGGACGGCGCUCUGGCCCCGCGGGCGGCCCUCCCCGGCUCGUAGGCCGGCCUCCCUCGCUGCGAACGUUCCCGAAGAAAGUUUGUACGCGAAGUGUAACGGGCGGCUGGCGGCCGGAGGAGACGUGCUGCGGGAUGGCGCCGUGUACAGCCUGGAGCUGCGGCUGUGCGGGGGGAAAGGAGGAUUUGGAUCUAUGCUCCGAGCACUCGGUGCUCAGAUUGAAAAAACAACCAAUAGAGAGGCUUGCCGGGACCUCAGCGGAAGGAGGCUUCGUGAUGUCAAUCAUGAGAAAGCGAUGGCUGAAUGGGUGAAGCAGCAAGCGGAACGGGAAGCAGAAAAAGAGCAAAGGCGCUUGGAAAGGCUGCAGCGGAAACUUGCAGAGCCAAAGCACUUAUUUACAAACCCAGACUACCAGCAGCAGUGUCACGAAAUGGCUGAACGGCUAGAAGAUUCUGUCCUUAAAGGAUUGCAGGCCUCGUCUAGCAAAGUAGUGUCACCAGAAAGCAGCAGCGGUCGGAAGCGUCCAGGUGAAUCUGGGAAGAAAGGAACCAAAUAUGGAAAAAAGAGAUGUUUUUGGCUGGGCUUGGAAGGAUUGGAUGAUAGCGACAGUUCAGAUUCUGGUGACAGCGGUGAAGAUGAUUCCCCUCAGACAUCUGAUGGAAGCUGUCCAUCGGGAAGCAGGCAUAAUGAAAACGCUGGAAAUGCCAAUGAAUGUUCAAGCAGCUCUGUGGAUUCGGUAGAGCACAGUCCAGCUGCCAGCGCUGCUGAGGAGGAGGCAUUGCAGCAACCAGAGCUCACUGGAAUAGAUCAGCAGGAGGAGACCCGCACAGGUGGCCAACCUGACGUUCCAGCUGAUGAAAGCAGUGAAAUGACAAAGGCACCUCUGCAGGAAGAGGCCCAAGAAAAGAGUGAAGUAACUCAGACUAUGAAGGAAGAAGAGCAAGAAAACGUUUCUUCUAAGGCCCAGGAAACAAAUCAGUUACCAAGCACAGAUGUGGAACCAAUCGACCUGCUUGCUUUCAGUUCUGCUGCUGAAAUGGAAGCGCUGGGGUUAGAUAAGCUGAAGAUGCAAUUGAUGGCCUUAGGACUGAAAUGUGGAGGCACUUUGCAGGAGAGAGCAGCAAGGCUUUUUUCAGUGAGAGGUCUGUCCAGAGACCAGAUUGAUCCUUCCUUAUUUGCAAAGCCUUCUAAAGGGAAAAAAGGGAAAUCUUAAAUUACUUUGUGUCUGUGUAUUUUAAUUUUUCUGUAUUCUACUGUCACUGUGUACUGUCACAAAGAACUCUUUGGCAUCUCUGGAUAAUUUUUUGUUUCCAUUUUAAUGAAGUUUAGCCGACACAACACAGAGGAAGCUGUUAAAUAGCGAGUUAGUCAUGUGUUCAAUAUUAAAGGAGUGAAAUACUGCCUUGUGAUAAGCUUUACCAACAGUUAUAACCAAUCUUAAUGUAACAGAACGAUCUCCCUGCAGAUGGGAAGAAAGAACCCGUGUGUUUUCCAGAGAAUGGAAACCAUGGCACCAUCCUCACCUGUUUAAAGAAGAACAUCAAUCCUUUCUUAGCUUUGUAUUGGAUCUCCUUUAGUAUUUAUUCCAGGAGCACAGUUAAAAGACAAACAUCAGACUUGUGAUUUGGGCUUAAAAGCUGAAGUUUCUUUGUAUGAAAAGAUUCCUAUGGAUGGGGGUCAGUCUUAAUAAAUUCUGUUCUGUGAAUUAGUGAGAUGUCAGGCAUCAGUAACUAAUUGGUAAAAAUGUUUCUUUCACAAGAAGUUAUAUAAAGGAACUUAUUUUGCUCUUUAAAAACAAAUGAGUGGCUGGGGAAGAGGAAAGAAUUACCUCCUAAGAAAGUAAAAAGAAUGAAGUGCGUUUGCUCCUUGCUGAAGGUGAGUACGUUUCAGUGUUCAUCUGAACCUGAAUGGGAAAUGUAGUGUCGGUUUUAACUUCUUUCCAGUGGCAAAAGCAAUGAAGCAGGCACCCGAGUGUCUGCAGUGGUGGUGCUUUAUCCCAGCACAGUCUGUAACCUCAGAGAUGGGAGUUAUCCCACAGGAGCCUUCACCACCUCGUUGGAACAGCAGCAUGCUUUUAUGACUGCAGGUACAGCUGCCGCUUCUUCGGGUUGAGAGGCUUUGGAUUGGUGCCUCAGACUUCAGAUUUUGCCACCAUAUGCUGAGAGUAUUAUGUUCAUGAGCUACUUAUCAGAUUUCCUUGGAGAGACUUGGCCAAAUAAAGAUUUCCCUCCUUCUCUGCCACUGUA